ACUGCAAGAAAAGGUCCCGCAGAGCUGAGCAGUCAAGAUGUGUGACUUCACCGAAGACCAGACCGCAGAGUUCAAGGAGGCCUUCCAGCUGUUUGACCGAACAGGUGAUGGCAAGAUCCUGUACAGCCAGUGUGGGGAUGUGAUGAGGGCCCUGGGCCAGAACCCUACCAACGCCGAGGUGCUCAAGGUCCUGGGGAACCCCAAGAGUGAUGAGAUGAAUGUGAAGGUGCUGGACUUUGAGCACUUUCUGCCCAUGCUGCAGACAGUGGCCAAGAACAAGGACCAGGGCACCUAUGAGGAUUAUGUCGAAGGACUUCGGGUGUUUGACAAGGAAGGAAAUGGCACCGUCAUGGGUGCUGAAAUCCGGCAUGUUCUUGUCACACUGGGUGAGAAGAUGACAGAGGAAGAAGUAGAGAUGCUGGUGGCAGGGCAUGAGGACAGCAAUGGUUGUAUCAACUAUGAAGAGCUCGUCCGCAUGGUGCUGAAUGGCUGAAGACCUUCCCAGUCUCCCCAGAGUCCGUGCCUUUCCCUGUGUGAAUUUUGUAUCUAGCCUAAAGUUUCCCUAGGCUUUCUUGUCUCAGCAACUUUCCCAUCUUAUCUCUCUUGGAUGAUGUUUGCCGUCAGCAUUCACCAAAUAAACUUGCUCUCUGG
Molecule: messenger RNA, 651 nt
Organism: Gorilla gorilla gorilla (western lowland gorilla)
Lineage: Eukaryota; Metazoa; Chordata; Mammalia; Primates; Hominidae
Product: myosin light polypeptide 6-like
Cellular component (GO): myosin II complex
Molecular function (GO): calcium ion binding; structural constituent of muscle
Source: RefSeq, a predicted model, not a curated record